Molecule: messenger RNA, 1677 nt
Organism: Haliotis rubra (blacklip abalone)
Lineage: Eukaryota; Metazoa; Mollusca; Gastropoda; Lepetellida; Haliotidae
Product: hercynylcysteine sulfoxide lyase-like
Exons: 9
Coding region: 310-1527 (405 amino acids)
Source: RefSeq, a predicted model, not a curated record
CCGGCUUAUAUUGACCCCGGGUUUCGUGGAUGUGGCAAGCGGUGCAGUGGGAACAUUUCUUUAAGCGCGUCACGUCAAAAAAACAGAGUAUGAAGCUGGAAGGUCAACUCACAGCCCAAUGAUAUCCAUGUUUAUCUCUACAGUAUGAAACUGGAAGGUCAACUCACAGCCCAAUGAUAUCCAUGUUUAUCUCUACAGUAUGAAACUGGAAGGUCAACUCACAGCCCAAUGAUAUCCAUGUUUAUCUCUACAGUAUGAAGCUGGAAGGUCAACUCACAGCCCAAUGAUAUCCAUGUUUAUCUCCACAGUAUGAAACUGGAAGGAUUGAAUGAAGCUGUGGAGUUCGGUGCUAAGAUGAGAGAAGAGAACUUCUCUCUUCAGGAAGGCGAGACAUUUCUCAAUCAUGGAUCUUAUGGCAGUGUUCCAAAAUGUGUCCAACAAGUAAGACUAAGAUUCCUGGAAGAGGUGGAUCGACACCCUGAUGACUGGUACCGGAGGAAUGGCUACAAGUACUGGCAGGAAUCACAGAAGGCAGCCGCAGACUUCAUGCAUUGCGAGCCUCAGGACUUGGUGUUUGUCCAAAAUGCAACUACAGGUGUGAAUACGAUCCUGAAGUCCUGCCGCUACAAGCCAGGAGAUAUUCUACUGUACACCACGCUGACAUAUAGAGCUAUAGCCUAUACCUGCGAUGCAACAUCGGAGCUCUAUGACGGCGUCAAGUCAGUUGAGCUGGAUAUACAAUUUCCGAUAUCUAGUGAGGACGAGAUUUGCGAAAAAUAUGAAGAUUUCUUCAAAUCCAAUCCACAAACCAAAAUUGCUGUUAUAGAUGCCAUCACCAGUCCGUCAGCUGUAGUGAUGCCGUUGAAGCGCCUCGUCGAUCUGUGUCACAGGUAUGGAGUUAUGGCCGUUGUAGACGGCGCACAUGCUCCUGGCACACUUCCGAUCAAUCUCACCGACCUUGGCGCCGAUGCUUUUACAGGCAACUUCCACAAGUGGGUGUACACUCCUCGGAGCUGUGCCAUUUUGCAUGUGAAACGAGAGCAUCACAGCUGGGUCCACCCGCUCGUCACGUCUUGGAACCACGCCCUAACACUGGACAAACAGUUCUUCCUUGUCGGUACAAAUGAUCAGACAGCGUACGUGUCUGCCAAAUAUGGAGUUGAGUUCUACCAGCGGAUUGGAGGCAUGGAUAAGAUCAUCGGCUACGCAUCCAAGCUCGCUACAGAGGCACAUGAGUAUAUUCUCAAGAAGCUCCAAGCAGAGCCAUUACAGAUACCUCAGAGUAUGGAGUCUCCCACAAUGAGGGUGAUCCGACUGCCAGACUUGCCUCAGUACCCCUGCACUCGGGAAGGAUCCAUCGCUUUCCACACGGACGUACGCUACAAGUACAACAUCCAGUGUGCCAUCGAGUUGAUCCAGGGUCAUCUACAUCUCCGCAUCAGUUGCCAGGUAUACAACACGAUGGAGGAGUACAAGCGACUGGCAGACUGUCUCCUGGAAGUCAUUCAAACUAGCAGGAAAAAUUGAGGAUAAAAAGUGAACGAAGCUGAUUCUCAUACCAGUGAUUUGGGUAAAAUGGUAUCGAAAGGUUGUUUAAUGAACAGGGUUUUACACAGACUUUAAAAAAUUGGAGUCAUGGUGACUCACAAUAUUUAUUACUGGGAGUCAUUUUCAAUA